This is a messenger RNA of Opisthorchis viverrini, 2014 nucleotides long. RefSeq lists its product as hypothetical. Gene Ontology annotation, cellular component: ribonucleoprotein complex; cytoplasm; nucleus. Lineage: Eukaryota; Metazoa; Platyhelminthes; Trematoda; Opisthorchiida; Opisthorchiidae. The transcript has 10 exons. The record is from RefSeq and is a predicted model, not a curated record. Bases 4 to 1950 code for a protein of 648 amino acids. Gene Ontology annotation, molecular function: mRNA binding.
UCGAUGGUGAAUUUUUGCGUCCGAGUCAGUCAUCUGCAUCAGAGCACAAAAGUCAAGGAGAUCAAAGCAUUCUUCCACCCCUUGCAUGUGACUGAUACUCAGUUCUUCAAGAACGGUAAGGCUUUGGUCUAUUUUCGACAAGAGGAAGAUUGUGCAAAGGCGCUGAAAAAGCAAGGUUGCAUUCAUGGCAGAACGAUCCUUCUGAGUCCCUGGGAAGCCAAGCCUAACCAACGAGGUGGUAAGAAGAAGGAGAAAGUUGAGUCAGCCCAACCGGCUCCGUGGCCAGUUAAAAGUCGGGAAGAGUUAGAGGCUGCAAUCAGAGAAUCUGGACGCUUGUUUGUGCGGAACCUCUCUUUUCAGUGUACAGAACAGGAUCUGGAAAAGCUCUUUUCCAAAUACGGCUCUUUGAGUGAUAUUCACUUGUCGUAUGAUAUGAGGCAGCAAGUAUCCAGAGGGUUUGCCUUCGUUACUUUUUUGUUUCCAGCCGAAGCUGUCACAGCCUUUCAAAAGUUGGACAAGACCGACUUUAUGGGUAGACUACUUCACAUACUUCCUGGUGAAGACCCACCAGAAAAGAAGUCAUCCGAGCCGGGACACUCUGAAGGUCGUGACAACAGGCAGAAUAAAAACCACUUGUCCGAAUUUCAAACGACCCGGUUGCAGGAACUCAAAGCUUCGGCUGGUACAGCUCACAACUGGAAUACACUAUUUGUACGACCGGACGCUGUCGCCACGUACUUGGCAGCGAAAUUUGGUCUGACAAAGGAACAAGUUUUGGAACCAUCUGAACGUGGUUCCGUUGCCGUGCGAUUAGCCCAUGCAGAGGCUCAAUUGGUUUCAGAAAUGCGAGAGUUCCUUGAAAAGCACGGAGUCAAUUUGGAUGCCUUUGAUGACCCCGAAUCGAGCGACAAUUCGCGAUCUGGUCGUCGUGAUCGUCUAGAGGCCAAAGCUGCCGGCACCCUGAGACAACUAUCGGGGACUGCUUUCCUAAUCAAAAAUUUGCCGGCUGGAACAACUGCGUUGGAAGUUCGAGAGCUGCUGAGCCGUUACUCCAAGUCUGCGAGAUCGGAGGAUUCCCAAACACUCACAACGAGCCGCAUUCGGCCAAAGUCAGUUAUUGUUCCUCCUCUGGGCAUCACAGCAAUCGUGGAAUUUGCGCUACCCCAACAGGCUCGUCUGAUGUACCGUUAUCUGGCAUACGAACCUUAUAGGGACAGUAUCCUCUACCUCCAGUGGCUACCGGAGGGGGCCUUGAAAGACCGCUCAGACGUGGUUUUGGAACCAGGUGAUGAAGAAAAGGAACGAUCGGAGAAAUCCAAACGAAAGCGGAAGCGAGCACACGAAACAGCCAUGGAUCCCACUGCAACUGGAAACGAACCAAGAACAACACAGGACGAGUUCGAGCUCAUCACCUCUCUCCCCCUGGAAGAAGACACAAACAGCCAUCGACAAAAGUGUCCUCGGACCACAUCAGAUGAACCUAUGGACACUGACUACGCUUACCCAGAAGAGCCCCCAAAACCCAAGGCUCGUAAGUAUCAGAACAAAAAGGACCGCGUAAAACAACAGCUUCAAACUUCGGAUGGUGCGCCGCAAGGUGUAAUCACUGAAGCUUCUCCGGAUGUCGAACAUCCGUCUUCAUCCACGGAGAAAGAAACGGAACGCAAGGAGAAGAGAAAGAAAAACAAAAAGCCUCCAGAGCCUACAAAACCCGUGUUGUUGUGCCGUAAUGUCUCUUUUCAAGCGACACAGAAAGAAUUGACCGAACUGUUCAGUCCAGUUGGGGGACUGAUCAGGGUUCGCCUUCCCCAGAAACCAUCCGGUGGUCAUCGGGGUUUCGCAUUCUUAGAAUUCGCGACAAUUGACCAAGCAAAGAUGGCACUGAAAACCCUGGGUAAGGAUACACACUUUUUGGGACGGCGACUAAACAUUGAAUUCGCGCUUGGUUGAGAACGUGCAUACGGCGCCAGGAUACUAAUGUACAUUAUUUUGUAUAAACAAAUGAGCCUUUUUG